This is a messenger RNA of Vitis riparia (riverbank grape), 1132 nucleotides long. RefSeq names its product protein EXORDIUM-like 2. Lineage: Eukaryota; Viridiplantae; Streptophyta; Magnoliopsida; Vitales; Vitaceae. Bases 63 to 968 code for a protein of 301 amino acids. The record is from RefSeq and is a predicted model, not a curated record. The transcript has a single exon.
CCUCACCAAUCCAGCUUUUCACACUCUCUGCAUCACCUUCACCCCACUACUUUACCUUUUCAAUGACUUCUACUUACCAUUUCUCCAUCUUUGUUUCACUUCUCCUACUCUCCUUCCUUCUCAACCCCACCUCCGCCACACCUCGAAAACUCUUCUCUCUUGUUCAAGAGCAACCUCUCAUUCUCAAGUACCACAACGGGCCACUCCUUAAGGGCAACAUCACCCUCAAUCUCGUUUGGUACGGAAACUUCUCCCCCAUCCAACGCUCCAUACUCGUCGACUUCCUCCAGUCUCUCAAUUCCCACACCACCACGCCCCACUCCGUCUCAUCGUGGUGGCAGACCAUCCAGAAGUACAAAGGAGUCUCCUGCACCCUCGCCGUUGGGAAUCAGAUCCUCGAUGAAGACUACUCUCUAGGGAAGUCAUUGCGAAGUUCAGACAUCAUUUCCUUGGCUUCUACAUCAAACCAAAGGAGCGAAAUAACCGUGGUGUUCACGUCGGCAGACGUGGCGGUAGAAGGGUUCUGCAUGAGCCGGUGCGGGACUCACGGGUCAACUCAGAGUAAGUGGGCCUACGCGUGGGUGGGUAACUCGGAGACUCAGUGUCCGGGUCAGUGCGCAUGGCCAUUUCACCAGCCCAUGUAUGGACCACAGACUCCACCGCUGGUGUCUCCAAACGGGGACGUGGGAAUUGACGGAAUGGUGAUCAAUUUGGCGACUGUUUUGGCGGGAACGGUGACUAAUCCGUUUGAUAACGGCUACUUUCAAGGAUCGGCUAGCGCGCCGUUAGAGGCGGUGACGGCUUGUACAGGUAUAUUCGGGACAGGAGCUUAUCCAGGAUAUCCCGGCGAAGUUCUGGCGGAUGGAACGACUGGGGCUAGCUAUAAUGCUGUUGGGGUGGAUGGGCGUAAAUACUUAUUGCCGGCGAUGUGGGACCCUCAAACCUCCACAUGCAAGACAUUAGUCUGAAGCCUGAACCUAAUGGAUGAUUUGUGUUCUGUGUGGUAGCAGCAAUUGUUUGUUUGGAAGAGCUUUGUAUUCCGAGCUUUGAAGUUUGUUCUUUUUUUUCAUCAACCUUAUCAUAUGUAAAUGUUUAUGUAUCAUUAAUUAAAUUUGUUGCAUUAGUCAACCAA